Messenger RNA from Aquila chrysaetos chrysaetos, 4566 nucleotides. It is a transcript of the gene PCMTD2, whose product is annotated as protein-L-isoaspartate (D-aspartate) O-methyltransferase domain containing 2. The transcript is spliced from 7 exons. Gene Ontology annotation, cellular component: cytoplasm. The record is from RefSeq and is a predicted model, not a curated record. Bases 449 to 1537 code for a protein of 362 amino acids. Gene Ontology annotation, biological process: protein modification process. Gene Ontology annotation, molecular function: protein-L-isoaspartate (D-aspartate) O-methyltransferase activity. NCBI's taxonomy places the organism in Eukaryota, Metazoa, Chordata, Aves, Accipitriformes, Accipitridae.
GCCUCAGCCCGGCCCUGCGGCUUUCCUCGGGCAGUGGGGCUCCCGCUUCUCCUGGAGGUGCCCCGCGGUGGGGGCAUGGCCCUUCCCGUGGCCUCUCCUUCGCCCCAACACCGCUUCCCCGUCAGGACGGCCUGGGCUCCCACACGGCCGCGCUGGGGCUCUGGGCAUGGCUGGAGGCAGCGAUGCUGUGUGGAGACCGGAGGCACCCAGGUGUAAUUAAAGCCGGGGGCGGGGAGGGGGGAUAUACCAACAUCUGGCUUUCCUAGACCUCCCAGUCUCUCAUCACCGUCGCUUUGCUCGGCAGCAGCCUGAUAACGCAGGGGAAGAUGACAACAUGCAAUUGAAGGGAUAUUUCAACACUAAAAGGCUGCUUCGUUUGAUACCUGUGUUGUGAUCAGCUAAGGAUUGUAGUUUUUGCAUUUUUAGUGCUUAUAAAAAACUGCUGAAGAUGGGAGGUGCAGUGAGUGCAGGAGAAGAUAAUGAUGAAUUAAUUGAUAACCUGAAGGAGGCACAAUAUAUCCGGACAGAACUGGUAGAGCAGGCGUUCCGAGCCAUUGAUCGAGCAGAUUACUACCUGGAAGAGUUCAAAGACAAUGCCUACAAGGACUUGGCAUGGAAGCAUGGAAAUAUUCAUCUCUCGGCACCGUGUAUUUACUCUGAGGUGAUGGAAGCUUUGGAUCUGCAACCGGGGCUGUCAUUUUUGAAUCUUGGCAGUGGCACUGGUUAUCUGAGUUCCAUGGUUGGACUCAUCUUGGGUCCUUUUGGUGUUAACCAUGGUGUGGAGUUGCAUUCCGAUGUGAUCGAAUAUGCGAAGCAGAAAUUGGACUUCUUCAUUAAAACAAGUGACAGCUUUGACAAAUUUGAAUUUUGUGAGCCAUCUUUUGUUACCGGCAAUUGUUUAGAGAUUUCUCCAGACUGUACUCAGUAUGACCGUGUUUACUGUGGUGCUGGAGUACAGAAGGAACAUGAAGACUACAUGAAGAACCUGUUGAAAGUUGGGGGAAUUCUUGUCAUGCCUCUAGAAGAGAAGUUGACUAAGAUAACUCGUAUUGGUCCUUCUGCCUGGGAGACUAAGAAGAUUCUUGCUGUUUCUUUUGCUCCUUUGAUUCAGCCUAACCACGCAGAUUCAGGAAGAUCAAGGCUUGUUCACUUGCCCCCAGUGGCUGUUCGCAGCCUCCAGGAUCUGGCUCGCAUAGCCAUCCGAGGAACCAUUAAAAAAAUUAUACAUCAAGAAACAAUGGGCAAAAAUGGAAAUGGGCUGAAGAACCCCCCAAGAUUUAAACGAAGACGAGUGCGUCGCCGUCGCAUGGAAACUAUUGUUUUCUUGGACAAAGAGGUCUUCGCUAGUCGUAUCUCCAACCCAUCAGAUGAUAACAACAACAGUGAGGAUAUCGAGGAUGAGAGACGAGAAGAGGAAGAAACUAAACCCUCUGAACUAAAGCCAGAUCCCCCUGUAAACUUUUUGAGGGAAAAGGUCUUGAGUCUGCCUUUGCCUGAUCCCUUGAAAUAUUACCUGCUUUAUUACAGGGAAAAGUAAUUUCCUUCUUCUAGAAAGUGGGAAGUAGGCAGAAAAUAAAGUAUUACUUAGGGCUUGACAAAUGUAUACCACUUGCUUGCCUGCUAAUAUGACCACCCAAAGCAGUAGGCUAGCUGGGGAACAUGGCUGCUGUACACUUAAACAUUAUAGCUUUUUUGAGUUUCUUCUUUCUUCUCAGUUGUGUGCUAUAGUUUUAUCCUACAGCAGGGAUUCCUUAGGAAGCAAGUUGGUGAAAUGCUCAGCUGCUUACGGAAAGGAGGAUUUAAUUCCCUGAAACUAACUGCACAGAGAUAUUCUAAAAAUCUCAUGGCUGCUCUACCGAAUUGCAGUUUUUAAAUAUUCUCAAGCAGUUCCCCAAAGACCUUUGCUGUCUGUGCUUUCUCCCACUAAACCUGCCAUCUAUUUACUGUGGUGUGUGUUUAAUGGAGGAUGAAAAAAACCUGACCUGGCAAAUCUUGUUUCUUCCAGUAACCUGAAAAAGCACAACUUUUACAGAAAGGAAAGAAUUUUUGGCAUUACCCUUGUGGCAUCCAGGUUUUGAAUGAGAAGGAAAGCAUCAGCUCCCCUUUGGUUGGUCUCAGUUUUGCAUAUAAACUACAUAUAAUUUUUCAGUAAAAGGUAAAAAUGUUUUAGAGAAUAUUGAUUUUCUUAAUGGGAAACACCUGUUCUAGUGAAUUAGUCUGAGAUCCAAAGUUGUUUUUUGGUUUUGGGUUUUUUUUAAAGCAAUGGAGGCAAGUGAAGAAUUGCAAAGCUGAUUAGCUUUGACAGGAUGCUAAGGUAGUCAGGGUUGUGACUCUUGUCUCUGGAAAUGUUUACAGAGUAAUUCUGAAUGGGGAAGAGGGUAGAGAGAUGCGAAGCAGUGAGUUUGUGAAAACUGACUGUGAAAGCAGAAUCUGUGGAUUUUGCUGUUGUGUGAGAUAACUUACGUCUGCUGGGCUGAACAGAGUGAAGUGCAGCGUGCUAGCUUGAGCAGAGUGGCUUGUGUCCUGGUAAAUCAGCCAAAUGUAGUUUUGUGGAGGGUAUGUAGAACCUGAAAACAGUCUAGAAAGCCAAAUUGAUGCAGUUCUUAGGUGUUCCUGUGUGUGUGCCCCUGCUGUAGCAAGGUGGCUAGAAUACAACCUGUGUACACACAGUCCACAUACAGUAGGUAGAAUGAAGUUGAUCAACUUGGUUAGUUAUUUUCUUCCUGUAACAAUUAAGUAGAUGUUUUAACAGGCUUAUAUAGAAGGACUUUACGCUCUGCAGUUCUGUGGAUGUGAACUCUAAUUUUUAUUCCCAAGUCUUCCUGUAAUGGUGAUAGAAGUAGAUAUCGUGUUUAGAAGGGGAAGUUUACUUGGUUCAGCCUGUUUGAAAAACCUACCUAAACUGGUAAAGGCUGGAAAGAAACCCUUGAGCUUGUAUUGAUGUGAAAUAGUCUUAAAGCUGGUGGAGGGGAACCCCUCUCCGUAGGUAAUGAAGCUAUGUUAAGGCAUUGCCCCAUCAGCAGCACUUAAGUUGGUAUCACUUUGUUAUCUUUUUUUUUUUUUUUUUUUUUUUAAUGCUGUCUCCUCAUUUUCUGAGGAGGAAUGAAUGAAGACUGUCUUGCCAAAAGUAUGUUGGGUUUUUGGUUAAUGGUACUGAGUUGCACAACUUGCCUAAUGAUAAAUGGUGUUUCAAAGUUCUGUGCGGCUUUGAAAAUAAACGGAUAAGUCUUGUACAUCUAAGCCCAAGGUGGAGAACUCUUCCUUGCUUAAUAGGCUUUUUUAUAUCUUUGAGAAUAUCAUCUGAUAAUACGGUGUCAUGUGGCUGCUGGCACAUAACACAGUCGUAGGCUGUGUUUUGCCUCUGGUUUCCUAAGUCUCCACUUCUGGCCUAAAUGGUACCCUAAGCUAUCUUGCUCCCUCAGAUUUUUAUUUCUUUAUUUUAAAUGGGGCAGUUCUAUGGCCACUGAGCUGAUGGUUUCCUGUAAACAUGCAAGUACUCAUCUUGUAAUUCUGGCAACUACAAUGAAUUUCUUUCUACAAAUUAAAAUCCUGAAUAUGGUGGUAAAUAGAGGCUUAAUAGAAUCUACGUGUAAUAUUUCCCUGUGCUUCCCUGGAGGCUGUCACCUCUGUAUUUGUUAGGCAUUUCUGCUUAAUAGGUGUCAUACCAGGUAUGUGCCUUUCUGUAUUGUGGCACAAUUUCCACACCCCUACAUAGUACAGGGUGCCUCCUACUUUUGGCUAUCAGGUCAUCCUUCAGUUUGUUAAUUACAAAACUUCUUUUAAAGAAGUUGCUUUAAAAAUGACAUUAAACUUCAAGUUCGUAUUAGUAAGCCUUGUUGAGAUUCUGUUAAAGCCGACCAGUUGAGGGAGAAUUCUCUUUCAUUUAUCCCUGUUUGAUUUUAGCCCCAUCCCACCCCCAGUUGUAAAAGAUAUUUUAUCAGAUUUUUCACCAGAUUUGCCUUUUUUAUUACAUUUGCUAGAUUUUUGUAGCUUUCUAUAAGAUGCAUAAAAUACUGCUAUUUUUCCUGGAUAAGGUUGAAUAAAUAAAUAUAUAUACAGGAAAUUUAUGUUCUAGGUUGUCAAAUUGUCACCUUGUCCGAAACCCCACAGAUCCAAACACAGAGUAGAAAUUUUAUGUGUAAUAUAACUGUGAAAUAGUAUUGCUUAUACCCUGUAAAUGAAGGGGAACUGUAAAUACAUUUUCCCUGUGCACAAGGACUUGCACUGUAGUUUUGUAUGCAUUUCUAAUAGAGUAAUUGUAGCAUAACUGUUUUUGUAUAGUCUGUAAGCUGUCUAGGAAUUUUACCUGCUUUGUUUCCUUUUGUGUUCAAAGUAGUCUUCACUUUUAAUUGUAUGUGGCUCCUUUUAGGUUUCGAUACUGCAGUAAAUUUGCAAAAAGAAAUGAACUUCAAGCUGCUUUAAUCAUUAAUGUGUAAGUUGAAAAAUCUAUGUGUAGAAACUAGAGUUAAAUUGGCCUGAGGCAUGCAAAAGUGUUACACAAUUUAAACAUUAUUAAUAAGUGUUUCUGUAUCAAUAAAUUCAGUAAAGACUUUUUAGCCUUCUUAA